CACUCCUCCGGCCAAACCUCUCUCCUCUUUUCCCUCCUUUACCAUCAUCACUCUUUGCAUCUCACUCGACUUUCCUCGUCUGACCAACUCACCUUCUCUUGACAAACCCAAGCCCGUCGGCCUAGCACAUCAACCCUUUCACAUCGAAAGCAAAUCUUUUCUCUCACACUUCACAUCACCCUUUCUCACUCAAAAUGAAGACCUUCUCUGCCAUCUCCGGCCUCGCCGCCGUCGGUAUCGCUGCCAUCACUUACGUCAGGGCUCAGGCCACUGUGCAGUCUCCUGCUAACCUCAUCGAGUGCCAGCCCGCUGCCAUCACCUGGUCUGGUGCCUCUGGUUCCGUGUACCUCUCUGUCGUCCUCGGUGACGAUGUCUCCAGCGCUGCCUACGUCUCCUUCCCCACCCAGUCUGGCGCUUCGGGAAGCUACACCUGGUCUAAGGUCAACGUGACUUCUGGCCAGACCGUCACUUUCAUCGUGAACGACAGCACUGGUGCCCCCAACUACUCUUCUCAGGUCACCGUCAACGCCGGUUCCGACACCUCGUGCCUGAGCUCCUCAAGCAGCUCCGACUCCGACUCCUCUUCUACUUCUUCUGCUGCCGCCGCUGCCGGUACCUCCUCUGCCGCCAGUGGAUCUUCGUCCAAGUCGGGCAGCAGCUCCACCUCUUCCGCUGCCGCUGCCGCCUCUUCCACCGCCGCCUCCAGCGGUGCUAGCAAGUCCUCCCUCAACGCUCUGGCCGUUGUCGGUGCUGCCUUUGCCGGAGCCGCUUUCCUCGCCUAAGCGCUCGUUCAGGAGCGCUUAAGUUGAGGUGCAGUCGUCCGCAAAGGAGGUGUCUGAGAGUAGCUCGAGAAGAUCUUUACGAUGCCCAAAGGACGGUGAGACUCGUAACGGAAA
This is a messenger RNA of Microstroma glucosiphilum, 896 nucleotides long. RefSeq lists its product as hypothetical. The transcript is spliced from 5 exons. NCBI's taxonomy places the organism in Eukaryota, Fungi, Basidiomycota, Exobasidiomycetes, Microstromatales, Microstromataceae. Bases 195 to 782 code for a protein of 195 amino acids. The record is from RefSeq and is a predicted model, not a curated record.